Messenger RNA from Cydia pomonella (codling moth), 1965 nucleotides. RefSeq lists its product as uncharacterized. The transcript has 19 exons. Bases 1 to 1965 code for a protein of 654 amino acids. The record is from RefSeq and is a predicted model, not a curated record. NCBI's taxonomy places the organism in Eukaryota, Metazoa, Arthropoda, Insecta, Lepidoptera, Tortricidae.
AUGGAAGAACUUGAGAAGUCUAAAGGAAUGGAGACCGACCACGACGAUCCCAAUCUAUCUCAGGAUAUACAUUCGAAGUUGUCUGAUUUGGUGAAGGCCGCGACUCCUGAUGAGCUGAAAACCGAUAUGGCUGGCAAGUUUCACUACAUUUCUAGUAUUGAAAAAAAGUGUUAUCUUAGCGGUAAGGCGGGCGGGUUCGGAACUUCGAACCAAUUACGGAAUACGGAACAUUACACGACUGGUGAGAGUCCAGCAAAAAUUUUACAAGGACGUAAUUUGCGUAUGCGGCUCGAUCAAAUAAAACCGGAACGUGCCGCGCGCGUCGGUGAGCACCAGGCGCAGACGGAGUCGCGGGCGCGCGGCUCGCGGCGCCAGCUGAGCCCGGGAGACCCGGUGUGGUACCGCGACUACCGUUCUAACGAUAAAUGGCUAGCGGGACAAGUUUCUGAGAAAUUAGGCAAAACCCUGGACAUUUCCUCUAAGUAUCUGUCUCAGAAUGCUGUGGAUGAGGUGGAACGAGGACCUGCCUUUGACAUAUUGAUUAAGAAGCUGGAAUCGGAAGGGUCUCAGGAGUUUACACCACAAUUCGAUCCCUUGAGAACCAAUUUCGUCGUCGCAUAUGUACUAAAGUCGGCGCCAGGCCUAUCCAGCAUCACUCCGGAUCCCGAGACUGCUCCUGUUUUCAAGAAAGCUUUGCACGCGGUGGCUGACAGCGUUUGUCCCCAAAAUUUGAAGCAGGAUAUGGAAGAGGUCAUCGGGCGCUGUGCGAACUACUUAUCGGCCUUCAUUCGUGACCGAGAAAAGGCUUUGCAGAUUGUGAUAAAUGCAAUGAAGAAGUCUCCAACUAAAGAUUUAGCUAAAAGGGGCACUUAUACUAUGGACUAUGGAUAUGGAGCCAUGGAAACUGAAACUGCGCCUACUAUUGUUCCAUAUCUUCCUAUAAAAGAUAUCGCGGAUGAGAUGAAGGGAAAGUUACACAAAGAUACGGAAACGGAAACGCCUGCAAACUUGAAAGUUGCGGUGAAAAGUGCGGUUACAGACGUGUCUAAGCAUCUAUCACAGGGUACAGCUAUACGAAGCAAAGCAGCCGGUGCCAGAUAUCCGCUAAACCUGCUGUCGGCAGUCAUGAAAUCAACCGGAGACAAGAAACUAUACAAACAGAAAAACUACACUGAAACUUAUGCCGACGGUGGUACAGAGCUACAAUAUGCCGGUAAAUUAGAAGCUGAUCCAAAAGCACAAGAUUUACAAAUCGAGAUCGAUACGGAGCUACGCAAAGGAGUGCCAGUCAAAAUUGCCCCAACGAUCGCGGAAAGUAUGGGAGUCACUAUGGAAGAUGCUUCAAAACAUCUUGCUAAGUCGGGAAUGGCAAAAGCUGAGGCUGUGGAGCACUUGAUAAAAGUGAUGAAGGAAGAAGGCGACGCUCCCUUAGGCAAACUCCAAGGCUACGAUCAAAGCUAUAAAGAUGGCGCUCGAAGGAUUCAAAAUGCCGACUCUUUAUACAACGACAAAGUAGAUAAAGGGGCGUAUGAAAAUGUACAUGGAAAACUCAAAGCGCUAGUUGAGAAAAAACCUGACGAGACCACUGCGAAAGUUAUGCCAAGAGUGGUCGACGAAGCUUCUCAGUAUUUAGCAGCACCAUUACCCGAGACUGACGCCGACAAGCGCAAGGUCCUGGGAGACCUGAUGUCAAGGAAAGAGGGCGAAAUACUAACGCAAGAGGGAGAUUAUAAGAUAUCCUUCACUCAGGGCGGAAAAGAAAUUCAAAAGGCACCUAUCGGGGUGACUACGGCACAAGACGAAGGAAAGAAAAAGCAAAUCAAGGAUCAAAUUACUACCGCCAUACCCAACAAGGAACUGAAAGAUCUUCUUAAUACCCCGGCUGACGAGGGAGCAGCUUACUUAUCCGACGAAAUCAAAGGAGUAGGAAAGUAUUGUUUUCUUACAGUAUUAUGUUUGUCGUAA